CGCUGGGCCGCGCCUGCGUUUGCAUUCUCCUCACUUGAACCAGGAAGCGGCGGAGUCGGAGGCUCCGCUCCUCCGGCCCUUUCUUUGUGUGGGCCCGGGAGCGAAGGAGGGGACGAACCCGGAGGGCCGCGGCGCGGUCCCCUCCGCCGUCAGGGGCCGAGGGGCUGCCGGUGCCCUGGCUGCAGUUUUGAAAAUUUCGAAGAUGCUUGAGACGCCCCGCCUUCCACGUGUAUAUAACUUGAGCACUGUGACGACAGUGCUACUCUUUUGUACCAUCUGUUGACUUCGCUUGGCACUCUAACAUUUCACCUCUGGAGAUUGUAAGAGUAGAGAGGCAUGGAGAGUAGAAAACUGAUUUCUGCUACAGACAUUCAGUACUCUGGCAGUCUGCUGAACUCCUUGAAUGAGCAGCGUGGCCAUGGACUCUUCUGUGACGUUACCGUUAUCGUGGAAGACCGAAAAUUCCGGGCCCACAGGAAUAUUCUCUCAGCUUCUAGUACUUAUUUCCAUCAGCUCUUCUCAGUUGCCGGGCAAGUUGUUGAACUGAGCUUUAUAAGAGCAGAGAUUUUUGCCGAAAUUCUCAAUUAUAUCUAUAGUUCUAAAAUUGUUCGUGUUAGAUCGGAUUUACUUGAUGAGUUGAUUAAAUCAGGGCAGCUGUUAGGGGUUAAAUUUAUAGCAGAGCUUGGUGUCCCAUUGUCACAGGUUAAAAGCAUCUCAGGUACAUCUCAGGACGGUAAUGCAGACACCUUACCUCCUGGUUCUAGUGACAAGAACCUUGAAAUACAAAAAUCAAAAGAUGAAGCCCAAGAUAACGGGGCCACUAUAAUGCCUAUUAUAACAGAGUCUUUUUCCUUAUCUGCUGAAGAUUACGAGACAAAAAAGAUCAUUGUUACUGAUUCAGAUGAUGAUGACGAUGACGUCAUUUUCUGCUCUGAGAUUCUGCCUGCAAAGGAAACUUUGCCGAGUACCAAUGCAGUGGCUCAGGUCCAGCCUAACCCAGGUUCUGUUGCCAUUUCAGAUGUUGCACCUUGUGCUAGUAAUAACUCUCCCCCUUUACCAAAUCUCACACCUACUCAGAAACUUCCUACUUCUGUGAAUCAGGCAACUCUGAGCCAGACACAAGGAAGUGAAAAAUUGCUGGUAUCUUCAGCCCCGACACAUCUGACUCCCAACAUUAUUUUGCUAAAUCAGACACCACUUACUACACCACCAAAUGUUACUUCUUCACUUCCAAAUCAUAUGUCUCCUUCAAUCAAUUUGCUUGUGCAGAAUCAGCAGACACCAAACAGUGCUGUUAUAACAGGAAACAAGGCCAAUGAAGAGGAGGAGGAGGAAAUUAUAGAUGAUGAUGAUGACACUAUUAGCUCCAGUCCAGAUUCGGCGGUCAGUAAUACAUCUUUGGUCCCCCAGGCUGAUAUCCCCCCAAAUGCCACUUUUGAUGGAUCGUUGGUACAGAAGAUGCAGAUACCUACACUUCUGCAAGAGCCACUUUCCAAUUCUUUAAAAAUUUCAGAUAUAAUUACUAGAAACACUAGUGAUGCAGGUUUAGGAUCAAAACAUCUAAUGGAGGGUCAGAAGAUCAUUACUUUAGAUACAGCUACUGAGAUUGAAGGCUUGUCAACGGGUUGCAAGGUUUAUGCAAAUAUUGGUGAAGAUACUUAUGACAUAGUGAUCCCUGUCAAAGAUGACCCUGACGAAGGGGAGGCCAGACUUGAGAAUGAGAUACCAAAAACAUCUAGCGGUGAGACGCCCAACAAACGUAUGAAAGUAAAACAUGAUGAUCACUAUGAGUUAAUAGUAGAUGGGAGGGUCUAUUAUAUCUGUAUUGUGUGCAAAAGGUCCUAUGUCUGUCUGACAAGCUUGCGGAGACAUUUUAACAUUCAUUCUUGGGAGAAGAAGUACCCUUGCCGUUACUGUGAGAAGGUAUUUCCUCUUGCAGAAUAUCGCACAAAACACGAAAUUCAUCACACAGGGGAGCGAAGGUACCAGUGUUUGGCCUGUGGCAAAUCCUUCAUCAACUAUCAGUUUAUGUCUUCACACAUAAAAUCAGUUCAUAGUCAAGAUCCUUCUGGAGACUCAAAGCUUUAUCGUUUACAUCCAUGCAGGUCCUUACAGAUCAGACAAUAUGCAUAUCUUUCUGAUAGGUCAGGCGCUAUGCCUGUAAUGAAGGAUGAUGCUAUUGGGUAUAAGGUUGAUGCUGGGAAAGACCCUGCAGUAGGGCCUGCACCUCCUCCUCAGAACAAGCCAAUGACCUGGGAAGAUAUUUUUAUUCAGCAGGAAAAUGAUUCAAUUUUUAAACAGAAUGUAACAGAUGGCAGUACUGAGUUUGAAUUUAUAAUACCAGAAUCUUAUUGAACUUUGAAAUCUCAGAAAGUUUGGUUUGCGUUCAGGGGCAGGGGUUUCAAAAGACCUGUAAAACAAAUUAAGGUGAAAACGAGUUCAUUUCAUCUGCCACGUCAUCUGAAGGCAGUCUAGUUGGAUUAUUUGUUGAUAAUUUUUAGAAGCAAAUUAUUCUGAAAGUUUGAGUAGAGAGUGAGAAGUUCCCCCCCACCCCGAGUAUCUGUUUAUAUAGUUAGCUUUCAGCUCGUUUUAAAGAGGCAAGAAGAAAAAAAGCUUGGAGAGAUAGUUUCCUGAAUAGAAUUUGAAGCAGUCUGAAUGUUCUUUGAAAAUAACUGGAGUUAUUAGCAUACCCUAGUUUAUCUUACAACUUUCCCCUUCCAUGUUAGCACUUUACUGCUGAAUUCUCAAUUACCUUAAUAUUGAGACUAUAAAUGUGUGUUGUGUUUUGGAUGUGGCAUAAAAAGUAAACAAGAACUUCUAAAGUUGUUCUGGAAAAUUUCAGAGUAAGUCUCUGCUUGGUUGUGUAUUCCACUAGUCCAAAUGGAUAGCAACCUCCUGCCUCCCUCCCGCCGUGAAAAUGGCUGUGCAGACAAGUGUCUCAUCUGAAGAAAGAGUUUUAGCUAAUUAGAAUUGAGUUUUGCUUUUAUUGCCAUCGUCUGGAAAAGACUUUGGUGGCUGGACUACUAUAUAUAUACCUUUGCAGUUGUGGUCUCUGUGGGCAAAAAUGUUAAUGGAAAACAAAUCUCUGUAUUGCAGACAGGAGGAGAGGAGAAGUUCUGUUGCGUUUGUUUUGAAGUCUUUAUUCUUACAUGAUAGAGAGUGGAAGUGAAUGGAGAGUUCCUUUUUUGUUCAUAUGGUUAAAAAUGUUCCCUUGAGAAAUUUCAAAGUUCGAAUCCGAAAGCCACCAAAUAAAUCUUUCAUUAUGUAUAAAUCUUUAUAAAUGAUAGAUUCCAUAAAUGAGACUCCUACAUAUUUUAGGCAGGAGGCUACUGGUAUAUAUUUUUAAAUGUUCAUAUUACUUAGAAUUUCUAAUAGAAAGUUUUCAUUUGAAAUAGUUGAAUCCAUGAUCUAGUGUUUUCCUUUCACAAGACCUUUUAGGUUUUUACCCUUUCUAAAGUAAGUUCCAUUCCAUCUGCAAAGUGCUGCAAUAUUAUAGCAAUCAGAAACUAUAUAUGGAAUGUUAUAUAGGCUUGUUGAUUCCCGUUUAUCUUGAGAACAAUACGUGUACCUUUCUUCCUGUUCAAGUGACACAUAUUUAAAACACUUAGAAACUAAAGUCAAAACUCAUUGAAGUGCUAGUACUAAAAGGAAGCAGGUUGGAACAAAUAUAUAGCCUAGCCUUUAUAACAGGAUUAACGUGUUGAACUUCUGUAAAUUACUUUUUGCAAAGGAAAAAGAUUAAUAGAUACUGAAAAAGUUUGUUGUGCAUAGUCGUUAGUCCUUUGUAACCUUGCUUAAAUAUUUCUUAACAUAGAUAUUUUCUUUCUCUUUAACUACGUAUUUUUAAAAACAGUCUAUUUCUUGACUUUGAACUUAAAGCUUUAAUCAUAAUUUUUCAUGUAUACAUCAUUCUUCUGAUGGUAAGCUAGAUUUGAAGAUAAUGGUUUCAGUGUUUCAGUUGGUAGUGGAGGGUAUCAGGCCUCAGUAUUUGCAAUAAUACAAGAAGGAAGAAAAAUAUUAUAAUCCUUUGCUUACCGAGGGCUAGAAUGAUGUGCAUCUGUCUGUUUUCUGUUCUGUGAGUCUAGACGUUUAAACCGUUUUGUGAACUAAUCCUUGGAGAAGUUUAAGUUAACCUUAGAACUUGACUCUGAUCUCUGGAAUCACAAUAUCUGUUUCCGUUCUGUGCAGAUAUUGACAACAUUACUCUUUGACUAUAAGGUGCACUCAGAAAUAUUUUCAGUGGAAAUUUGUUUGAGUUUCAUUAAUGCUGUUUCACCAGUUAGACAUAAUUACUUCUGCAAGCGUGAAUGAUACUGAUGGCCAGCAGAGCUUCCAGACCUUUCAAAGUUAACUGCUAGGAAAAUUAGAUGAUCAUAAUAAAACUUGAGAGUGUCUAACAAGGCUAUUAUGACAAACCAGGAAUUGAGUCUGUAAGGGAAAACUAUCCAUUCUGAAUAAUAUGGAUGUAAUUAUUUGCUGCUGCUGUGCUCUGUGUCAAUUCUGAGUAUACAAUUUAAACCCUGUGCCUAAUGAAGGUGUCUUCUAGAGUUUUUUUGGGGAGAAGGAAAACUGGAAAGUUAACUUGUAUUUUUGCCAGAAGACUCUUCCUUGCAUGUAUGUCAAGGUCUUCAGUUUUUUCAGAAGUUUCUAUAUCCAAAGUUAAGAAUUCGUGUGAACUACUCCUUUGGGGCUGAAACCAUUCACUCCCAGUGUUUAUUGGGUUGGAAAUCUGUAGCAAGAUUCUGUUUAAAACUUACCGUGGUGUUUUCCUAUUUCAUACUUAGCUUUCUGGCUACUAAAUUCCUUCUUUUUUCUUUCAAGUUGGCUGCAAAUUUGCUCCUGUGCUAAAUUACCUGUAAACCUUCUGGAUAGGAACUGUUUGAAAUAGCAAUUUGUUGAAAGAGAAGACAGAAAAUGAAAAUGCCCAAACUAAGCAAAGAUUUUAAAAUGCCAUAGCAAUCUUGCAAGAUUUACUUUAAAAAAUAUUUUUAGAUGAUCAUUAUCAUCUCAGUGGUACUGAUCCCCCACAUGCAACUACUAUGAGGAAUUGAUGUUUUCUUCUUUCCAUUGUACCAAAAAGAUAAAUGGUUAAAAAUGGUCAAGGUAUUUUGUAUUGUCAAGGCAUGCCUAAUCUAAAGGAUUAAAUGUUAAUUCAACAGCCCUGGCUUCCUCAGCUCUGUCAAUCAUACGAAACCUUGUUCAUUUCCACCCAAUACUGUAAUGUUCAUACUUGUACAAUCUUUCUUAUCAUAUGACUUUAAGUUCUACUUUUCAUUAACCAUUACCUGGUAUUAGUUUGUAGAGCUUCUUAUGGCAAAAAUAAAAUGUUAUAAUUCUGA
This is a messenger RNA of Zalophus californianus (California sea lion), 5339 nucleotides long. RefSeq names its product zinc finger and BTB domain containing 33 (gene ZBTB33). The record is from RefSeq and is a predicted model, not a curated record. Gene Ontology annotation, cellular component: nucleus. Gene Ontology annotation, molecular function: protein binding; RNA polymerase II cis-regulatory region sequence-specific DNA binding; DNA-binding transcription factor activity, RNA polymerase II-specific. Lineage: Eukaryota; Metazoa; Chordata; Mammalia; Carnivora; Otariidae. The coding region runs from base 337 to 2355 and encodes 672 amino acids. The transcript has 4 exons. Gene Ontology annotation, biological process: regulation of transcription by RNA polymerase II.